Messenger RNA from Cylicostephanus goldi, 587 nucleotides. Lineage: Eukaryota; Metazoa; Nematoda; Chromadorea; Rhabditida; Strongylidae. The record is from the annotation of a GenBank genome assembly.
AUGGCUACCUCGGGUGUAACUUGCGAAUACUUUGCGUGGCGUGGAAUCUUCUACCUAAAUGGAAUCUCAUCUCUGCUUUUUGGAAUUCUUUGGGCACUCCUCUUCAGAGAUCAUCCCUCUGAGCUGAAGCAGUCUGGAGGUGUAUUGGUCCAGGACGAGAAGGCCGAGAUUGUGGCAGUAAAACGCCGUCAUGAGCCAGUACCAUACAAAGCCUUCUUCACAUCUUUGCCUGUGUGGUCAUGUCUGGUAGCAGCCUUUGGAAAUUUCGGAGGGAUUUCACCAUUCAUGACAUUUGCACCUGCGAUUCUGAAAAAGGCUGUCAAUUUAACGGACAUUGCGGCAUCGCAAUAUAACACUUUCUCAUUUAUACUACAGCUAUUUUUAAAAAUAUUCAGCGGUAAAAUGUCCGAUUUAUGGACGGCAAUAAGCGAAACAAAUAAAGUCCGCUUGUUCAACACUUUAUCAUUGGGAAUAGCUGGCGUACUAUGUAUAACUACUGCUUUCAUUCCUGUGGAAAAUCAGGUAAGCCGUUCCUUGGUGAAUCCAAUCACAGCACAGCAUUUGCUUUGCGAAGGUCGCAUGUAGGC